AGAUGAAAAAGAACGAUCGCCUUGUUACAUAUGAUAUUUCUACGUAUUCUCAUUCUCUUCGUCAAGUACGUGAAGAAGUCCUCUAAUCAAGAGGGAUUAGAUAGAUUAAUGGUUCGUUCGUUGGACGAUGCUAAUCAUGUUAUGAGAAGGUUAUUAGGUCAAGACCGGUUAAACCGGCGAGAAGAGCUUAUCGCGUGCCGGCCGGACGAUUCACUCGAUAGAAUACGUACAUAACCUCUCUUUUCUAUAUUCUUUAUAACUCUAUAUAAUAUUUAUAUAUAUGUAUACGCAUAUAUAUCGAAUUAAGAAGUAGGUAAUGAUAGUUGGAGAAUAUUUCUCGUCGUCGUUAAGACUAAAUAUAAUUAUGGAUGAAAUUAAUAUAAGUAAUAAUUUAAUAAAGUGAACAACCUACCGGCCAUGAUAGUAGAAAAUUAUUAACUGCUCGAGUUUCUUUUCUUUUCUCUUUUCUUCUAUUCUCUUUUAUUACUCUUCUAUUCCUUCUUUAUUCUUCUGUUUAAUUGCUGAAUCAAGUCGUGAGACACGAUCUAAGUACACACCCACGAGCUGUCGGCAAAAGAGAAGACGGUAAGAAUAAAUGAAUAACGAGGAAAUAUUUUAUAACGUAACGCGUGCACACUCUGCCGACCUCGCGACGCGAGUGAUCACAAUGAAGAUCUGUUCGUAAGUUCUCUAACUCGAUCUCUCUCUCUCUCUCUCUCUCUCUCUUUUCUUCUUCUCUCUUCCCCACUCCUAUUUCUCCUUCCUUUAUGUCUCAUGUCUGUGAAACAGAAAUCUUUAUCUUUUUUACCGAGCGAGCAAACGUACGACAGAACGAGCGCGCACAAAUGCGCCACCAGCUAAGAAUCAAAUCUCGAUAUAUUAUUCACCGUAUGAAUCAAACUAGAUCUGACAUUCUCGAGUGUAUCAUCUAUCCGUCUUUUUCAGAAAAUAUAUAUGACAUAACCUCUAUCUCUCUCUCUAUCUUACAUCUACGUUAUUUUAAUAUAUGCGAUCCGAUAAUAACAUACAUCGGGUAGCGGCAAAUCGAAUCCCCACAAGAGAUGUCUCGAGUUAUGAAAGCGUAUACGGAGCUUCGUAUAAAAAAAAAAAAAGAAAAGAAAAAAAGACCGAUUUAAUAACAAGGUUAAGGCUUAAAGAAAGAAAGAAAGAAACGAAAAAAAGAAAAAUAAACGAUGUAUUAAGAACUCCGGUCGGUCGAUUUAAAUUUGUUCGAAGGAAUAAAGGGAUUAGUUUUUAAAAGGAAAAGGAAAGGAACAAAAAAGAAGAACUUCACACGUUGAUGCGCAAGAUAGGUACGAAUCGAAGGUGGUGGGAAGAAGGUGAUAAAAGGGAGGUAAUACAGUGGCGACACCUGUCGCUGGAACAUUGCGGCAUACGAUGCGUCGCGUUUCAGUUCCGGUCGUUCCUCGAUAGCGAGCGAAUAUGCGACGUAGAGCGGGAGGAAGUAUUGCAGGGGCCGACGAGGAUAAGACCGAGGAUUCGUCGUACGGUGGUAGCGCGGCGCGUGACACUAAAGAUCGUCAAGAAAUUCUUACGUCUCGUUUUGAUAAAAAAGAAAAGGCCAAUUGGAAAAUGUAGGCACGCAUCACGGGCAUCGAAGUGCGUGCCCGUUUAUAAGCACGACGAAUCGAUCGGGGAAAAAAAAACAAAAAAAAAAAAAAAAAAAAACAAAAAGAACGUCGUUGAACACUUACACGUCGUCCUAGUCAGUCUUGUUUUUCGUCAUCCUCCUCGUCAUCUCCUCAACCUUGUCCUUCUCUUUUUUUCAUCUUCUUAUUUCCUUGUUGUCAUCGCGACAACGUAUUUACAUUCUUCCCUACUACUUCUUCUGAGCUGUGUUAUUUGUUUUUCUCUUCCUUUUUUUCUUUCUUCUUCCUUUUCUAUCUAUCUGUCUAUCCAUUUAUCCACCCAUCUAUCUAUCUAUCUUCUAACCUCCCCGUCGUCCGUCAACGACGACACGGCCCACGUUCGAUAUCCGAAAGAGAUGGCCAGCUCACCGAGCAGCAUUGAAAAUCAGAUAGACAGUUUCCUGGAACAGUUCAAGCGUAGUGCGUCUCGCGCCAUGGAGGAGUCCCACAGAUCCGCUUAUAGCAAUGCCUGCGGAAGUAGUAGCAUCAGCCGUAGCAGGAGCGGUAAUCUGGACCUCGAACUUCUAGAGGCUGAUCGUUAAGAGAGAAUCGCGCGAUUGGCCAAUCGGCGAUCGAUUUUCGAGUGAGUGCAAACGCGCGAAAGGUUGUGGGAGGACAAGAAGAAGAAGAGGAAGAAGAAGAAAAGGUUUGCAAGGCCGUAACUAAAGAGUCGUCGACACCGGGUGCAUCGUUCGAGAAGGGCGUACGAGAGGACAUACCACCCCUCUUGUGUUUUAACUGUUCUCGUUCGUUCAUUCGUUCGUUCGUUCGUUCGUUCGUUCCUUUACCCGCACGGUUGCCUCCUCUCUAUCGAUCAAAUGAGAGAAAACGGUAUCCUCGUAUAGACCUCCUGUAGAGCCUCCUUUUGUCGUCGUAAGUCGGCGCAGCAUUCGACCGGAAUUUGUCGUCGUGAAAAAUCGGUUUUCGCCGACACAACAGCGACAGUAGCAACAGUAACAGUAGCGGCAGUAGCAUCAGCAGCAGAAGGCAGUAAUAGUAACAGAAACAAAAAACAGAGAAAGAAAGAAAGAGACGUGCGGGUUCGUCCGUCGUGGAGGCAAGAUGAUCCUCCGUCGAAAAUCUGUGCACAGCUGCAACUGUCCCUGUCAUCAGCAUUGCUCGACGAGAUGCGCAGAAGAUGUUGAGAGUAUGACUGGCGAAAUAGAGAAUGGGGAUCUUGCAGUUCGAGAUGUUGCAGACCUUCUUCAACCACAAUAUGCUAUAAUUGCUGGCGGAAAGACUAAAGAAGGCUGUCCAAUAAUUACCUUUCCUGAUAAUGGUAGCUUCCAUAAUUUGACUGAUUUGGAUUAUCAGCGUCUCAUGCUAUAUCUCACUUCAGUGCCAACUUUACAAGAAGCUGAUCUUGGAUUCCAUUUAAUUAUCGAUAGAAGAAAUGAUAAAUGGAAUUCAGUCAAAACAGUCCUGUUGAAAAUUUCUGGAUUUUUCCCUGGAUUGGUACAUGUAGCAUAUGUUUUGCGACCAGCUGGUUUUUUACAAAAAGCUAUAUCAGAAGUGUCAAAUAAAUUGUUCAGAGAAGACUUUAAAUUUCGAGUUAUAUUUUUAGCAAAUGUUGCCGAACUCUAUGAGUUUGUAGAUAAAGAUCAACUUACUGAGCAACUAGGUGGGAAUUUAUCAUACUGUCAUCAUACUUGGAUACAAAAUAGAAUUAGUUUAGAAAAAUUCUCAUCAAUGACACAAGAUGUAUCACUUGCAUUGGAUUCUUUUACUCGGCGUUUAGCUGAAAUAGAAUUUCCUAAUAAUACGAUUGCUACUACAACUUUAUUAUCCCAACAGCAAGCAGAAUAUAAUGAAUUGAAAGAAGAAAUUCUUAGUGCCGCUAGACAUGGGGAGGCUCUUUUAGAUAGUGUACGACAAUUAACUGGCAAAGGUACACCAGAUAGAUUAGGAAAUGUUGCAGCAGUAGAAAGAUUACUUGUGCAACUGGAAGAAACCGAACGUACAUUUGAUCUAUUUUGGUCACAUCACAGUUCACGUUUGAGACACUGUCUAGCCUUGAGACAGUUCGAACAAGACUUUAGAGAACUACAAACCACAUUAGAUCAACAUUUAAAAACUGUCGAAGAAAUGACAGAAGUUGGGGAGACUCAAGCAAGAGUUGAACAAUUGCUCUGUGAUACAUCAGCAUUUCAAAGAAUAUGCAGGGGAGACAUAGAUCGUGCUGAGGAAGUGAUAUCUGCAGGUCAACAAUUGUUAUCUGGAAGACACCAGUGUCCUGCAGAUGUUGUAGAACCCAAAUGCGUAGAGCUCCAGAGGAUUUGUACUAUUCUUAGUCAACGAUUAGAAAGGCGGUUGCAUAUGUUAACAAAAUGCAGAGAACUCAUGGAGCGUAUAGAUAAGGCUAAUACUUGGUGUACACGUGGUAUAGAAUUGCUUGCAUCACAAAACAGCACAACACCUCCAGACCAAGCUCUUCAAGAAUUACAGCAGUUAAUAGAAGCUGCAGAAGAAUUUCAUCAUCCUAGGUGUAUUUUCCAAGAUUCUGUUAUGCCAGAAACUAAAGCACUUAUUACUCAGGUUUUACAAAGAAUAGAAGAUGUAUCUUUGAUGUGCGAUAAAAGAAUUAUGGCACUCAAGCAACAAUUAAUUAAACCAACAAGACCAGUUCAAACCGUAACACCAGAACCAGUAAAGCCGUUACAAUCACUGCCUCAAAUAGUAAAACCUGGUAGAAUCUUGAAGAAAGCCAAUACAAUGCCAAAGAUGGAAAUGAGCCCUAUAGAAGGAGAAUCUUCAUCGCCAGAAAGUGAACCAAGGGAUAUAGAAGCUUUGCGUUUAAAACGGGGUCAUGUUUUAGCAGAACUUGUUGAUACAGAGCGGAUUUAUGUUGCUGAAUUAGGUUCAAUUAUUAAAGGUUAUAAAAUAGAGUUAACGAAUGAAGCAAUGGCUCAUCUAAUACCAGUAGCACUAGUCGGCAAAGCCGAUGUAUUAUUUGGGAACUUAGAGGAAAUUUGCAUUUUUCAUGGGGAGACAUUUUUGAGGGAUUUGGAAAACUGUAUUUCAAAUACUGAGCUUGUUGCUCUUUGUUUUGUUCAAAGGAGAGAGAUAUUCUUCAGGCUGUAUAGUUAUUACUGUCAAAAUAUUCCAAGAUCAGAAAGAUUACGCGAGCAGAUACAGAAUGAACCACAAUUUUUAGCAGCGUGUCAGCAAAGACUUGGUCACAAACUUCCACUUGCAGCUUAUCUUCUAAAGCCUGUUCAAAGAAUUACUAAGUAUCAAUUGUUAUUGAAAGAUUUGUUAAAGUAUAGCGAUGAACCAUCAUGUUGCACAGAAUUGCAGGAAGCUAUAGACUGUAUGUUGGUUGUAUUAAAAUGUGUUAACGAUAGCAUGCAUCAAACCGCCAUUACCGGGUUUGGUGGCGAUUUAAGUGCACAGGGUGAACUUUUAUUGCAAGGUUCGUUUAGUGUUUGGAGUAGCAGUAAACGUGAACUUAAUCUUUUAAGAUUAAAACCAUCACAACGACAUAUAUUCUUAUAUGAAAAAGCGCUUAUAUUUUGUAAGCAUAGCAAGCCUCAAGCACACAAUAAAGCUACUUAUCAUUUCAAAAGAUACUUGAAGAUGUCUCAGAUUGGUUUGACAGAGUCAGUAAAAGGUGAUGCAAGACGAUUUGAAAUUUGGCUCCAAGGUAGAGCUGAGGUUCAUACAAUACAAGCACCUAGUAUAGACGUCAAGCAAUCUUGGGUAAAACAAAUCAAAGGUGUUUUGAUGUCUCAAUUAGCUGAACUUAAAGGAAAACAAAACUCGGCGCUUGGAAAAUCUAAUCACAAACCUUUACGCCAAACAAUCUCCUGGGAAGCUCAAAAUAGUGUUUCGGGAUCUUUACGCACACUUUCAGUGGAUGGCAAUAGCGUUAUUUCACAUAUAACAGAUGUGUCUCAGUCAACGGAAGAUGAUGUCGCUUGGAGUUCAGAAAAUAGUAAUACUGACGAUGAAGAUGCUUUUGGUGACAGUCCUGGUCCAGCACCUGGUGGAAGAUAUGUAGCAUUAGCAGAUUAUUGCGCUGUUGGGCAAUCUGAAGUCACUAUGCAUGAAGGUGACAAUUUAGAACUUCUGAAAGUUGGUUGCGCAGGUUGGUGGUUUGUUAAACUCAUAGGGACAGGCGUUGAGGGAUGGGCACCCGCCGCUUAUUUGGAGCCAAUGAAUCGGAAAACAUCACGCAGUUCUCAGUCAGUGAAUAGUCAAGAGACUAUAUGAAAUAGGCGAUUAACACAUUAGGUUGACUAAUGUGUUAUACCAUUAAUCCAUUACACUGUUGAGGAAUAUCAAUUGUUGAUAUUAACUGUUAAUAACGGUAUUUUGAAACUUUUUUCAAGAGGAAUAUACAAAGAAGACACAAUGAAAUUCUCUUCUAUAGAUUGCAGCUAAUGAUUUGUAUAUGGACUUACACUUUUCUGGUAAGAUAUUGUGACAUGCAUUUGGAUAACGUUUACUUCAUUUUUUAAACAUGUCCAAUAUCCGACAUGGAAUGAUAUAUUAAAACGAGGAAGAUUUGUUGGAUUUUAAUUAUUGAGAGACAAGGAGAUAAUUUAUUAUAUCGGAUAAUGUAAGAAUGUAUGAGAGAAAUGAAUUUGAUAAUUGCGCAUUGCAUUAAACCGUUUGCAAUGUUUCUUGAAUAAAUAGCGCUUACAUUAAUACAAAAGUGUACCUACUAUUGGAUAUAUCUAUGUGAAGUUAGAGAAAGAUAUUGUAUUGUACAAAAAAAUUGCUCGGUGAUGAAUUCCCAAAAAUAUGUGCACGCACAUAUGUAUAUUUAGAAUUAAACAAUCGCGUUUGUAUAAUAAGGAAUAUGCAGAUUUUAAGUCUGUAUUACACAUUAAAGCAAUCGAAUAAGGAGGUAAAGCUGCUGAUUUAUAUGAAUACCAUCCUUGCAGUGUUAUUCAAUAAUAUUUUAACAAAUGCAAACUACACGUAAAGUUUGCAAAUAGUAGUCUUAACAUGUGACCAGUACAAUUAGUUAUAUCGGUUAUAUGCAAAUAUUCCAAAGUUACUACCAUUAUAUAGAGUAUUAUUGUUUAAUAUAUCUCAUUCAUAUGAAUGUUAUUUUCUUUGAUAUUAAAAAAACAAAAGUGCAUGUAACUGAAUAAAUGCAAUAUAUUUUCCUUGUACGCUUUUUCACGAUAUUCGUUAAGAUUACGAAUUUGUACCUUUAGAAUAGAAUUAUUAUCUAGUUUCUUUCCAUAUAAGCAAUAUAGUACAAUUUAGAUUAGAUAUUCUUUAAGUAUUAUUACGCGAUAUAUAUAUGAUAGAGAAUAUUUGCAUACUAUCGGAAAAUGGUCACAUUGCCUUGAGAGGUGAAAUGUGUGAUACAUACAAUGUUAGUUUUCAUGCUUCUGUGAUUAAUAAUUAUUUUACACACAUGCAGAAGUAUUUAGUUAUGAUAUAUUGCCAUUUUUAGGAUAUUACAUAAUAUUGUUAAUGAGUCAUUGCGACCAAAUAACUGAACAUUUUCAACAAUCAUGAAUAAAAAUUUGGCUAAUAAAAAUGUUAAAAUAAUACGCAAAGUGAAAUGAUUGUGAGAUGUACACAAUUCUUCUAGAUGAUAAAAUGUUAACACCAAGUAUCAUGCAAUAUUAAAAGAAAAAGAAAAGAAAAGAAAAGAAAAAAGAAAAAAAAAAAAAAAGAAAAAAAAAAAAAAAAAGAAAAAAAAAAUAAAUAAAUUGACUACGAUAAUAUCUCUAAUCUAAUAAAGAUACAUAAUAUUUUAGGAAUCAAACAGACAGUCUCAGUUUUAGCAAAAUGCGUAAUCCACAAAUAAAUUCAUAAUAAUAACAUGUGUACAUAUAAUUUGUACUCAGAGUUUGUAUGGACAUAGAUAACACGACUUAACUUAAAAAGCGUCUAUCUGCUUUCUUUCACUAAGUACUAUGCAGGAACUAUGUGCAUUAAAUCAACGGUAUUAUCUAUAAAAAAUUAUUACUUGAUAAGUUUUAUUUAAAUUACAUUUUUCACACUAAAUACAGGGUUCCAAUGUAAUUAUUAGACACAUAUAUUUAUUAAAUAUGAAUUAUUUAUUUUUGCAAUCUACAACAAGUAGAAAAGCAAAAUAUAAAAGAAAAUAUAAAAUUUAUGUAAUUUAUAUAGUUUUACGAUUAUUAUCUAUUAUAUUUGUUAUUUACAAAGAAUUCAAAUGCAAUAGAAAUUUGUAGUUUAUAUAUUUUUAUCCAUUUUCACGCCGUCCUCAUACUAAUUCUAAAAUUUUGAUCAGAUAAACUAAAUCUAUUUAAUUAUAUAUUAUUCAUGUUUUUGUUAGAUUUUCUUUAAAAGUAUUAAAAUAAGUAAUUAUAUUUGAAUAGAACACGAUAUUAUCCAAGUCUAUGUUUACAUACGAGAAAAAUUUUAAAUACUGCGCAAUCUAAGCCCGACGAUUUAGCAGAUUUUAUUUAUAAUAGGUAACAACAAGUUUACCUGCAUAAUACAGCUUUACGUGAAAAGAGGUUUUAUAUGUUUAUGCUGUUAAAAAAAUAAUUCUACCAUCUAAGUAUGUUCAUAUAAUCUUUGCAAAAUAUGAUCUUUUAUUUAUACUUUAGUUAGAAGACAAGCUGUAAUAUCCAUAAGUAGAAAAAGUGAUUUAAUCAUUAAAAGAGAUUUUGUAGCAACUAUACAUAUAUAGACAAUAAUCUUGUCCAUUGUUAAAUGAUAUUAUUCAACUUUUAAACAUUUUGUGAACAUGAUAACAAUUCACAAUAAUAAUAUAACAAUAUCGCCAUACUUCCCUAAAUACACUGGCAAAUAUAAGCAGAUUCUUGCAUACAAAUUCUUGCUGUAGGUAAUCUUGAAACUAUAAUAAGAGUUAAGAUCUGAAAUAUUAUGAAUGUUUGCAGAUCAAUCAGCUCUUGUUGCUAUAGUGAGAUCAACUGCUUUUUACUAAAGGGUUCCUUUUGUUGUUCCUUUGAGAAAAAGAGGAAUAAAUUAUAUUUUUACACAUAAUUUGGAUGCAGAAAUUGCUUCUAUUUGCUGUAAAUGCUAUUAUAUAUUGACAUAUACAGAUUUCUCAAUUCAUACACUUAAGAACAGUUAUAAGAAAACUAAUUAUAUGGGAUCUUACUUUGGGGAACAAAAUUCUGGAUUUAUCCUAUAGUCUGGUAAUAAACAGCCAUAUAUUUUUCUGGAG
Messenger RNA from Vespa velutina, 8778 nucleotides. Its product is annotated as guanine nucleotide exchange factor DBS-like. NCBI's taxonomy places the organism in Eukaryota, Metazoa, Arthropoda, Insecta, Hymenoptera, Vespidae. Gene Ontology annotation, biological process: intracellular signal transduction. Gene Ontology annotation, molecular function: protein binding; guanyl-nucleotide exchange factor activity. Gene Ontology annotation, cellular component: cytoplasm. Bases 2712 to 5861 code for a protein of 1049 amino acids. The transcript has 17 exons. The record is from RefSeq and is a predicted model, not a curated record.